AUGGGAGAAAUCUCUGUGGUGAAUCCAACUAGCAAAAAGCUUCAAAAAGUGCAAGUGCUAAUUGAUACAGGAGCUGAAAUGUCCUUUAUUGGAGGUGCCCUAGCUGAAGAGCUAUGCCUGCCAAUAAUUGAGGAAAAGGAGCUAUGUUACUACACGUUCGGCUCAUCAGAAGUGCAAAAGAAGCAAUCACGAAGAGUUAAGCUGCCAUCAUGGGAUAGUGAUGGACAGCUCCACAUGCUGGAUCUACUAAGCAGUGACAUCUUCACAAAAAAUUUUGCUCUCCCACCUUCACUGAAAGUCGACGAAGAAACGCUCCGUUCCACUGACAUGACGCCUGUAUUAAAACCACAUGGACAACAAGUGAAGCCAAGUAUUUUACUAGGAUGCGACCAGGCAUGGCAGUUUCUUAGGAGAAACUGUUUUCCAAUCCAACUCCCAUCAGGUCUCUAUGUUUGGCCAACCACCCUGGGCAAUAUUUUGGCAGGGCAGAUGAAAUCGUCACAACACAUUUUUCAUUUACGUCUUGGUAAUGACUAUGAAGGGCUCGCUCAGUGGGACAAGUAUUGGUCCUUUGAUCCGCAAAUAAACAUGAUCCAAGAAGAUGACAAACCCCCAGGCGACGAUGAUGAGAGCAAGUGGGAAAAGUAUUGGCAAUUGGAAACAGCAGGUAUACACGAAUUUGGGAACUCAGAGAAGGAAGAAAAAGAUCGUCAAGAUAAGGAAGUCUGGGACAGUUUCAACCGCACCGUGGAGCGCAGAAGUGACAGUUAUUACGUAAGGCUUCCAUGGAAAGACGCUCAUAUGCUGUUAUCAAAUAACUAUUCCAUAGCCAUACGCCGCCUUGAGAAUAUCUGGUGCUCAAUGCAAAAGGAUCAAGAUCUCCUCCAACGCUACGAUGCGGUUUUCCAGGAGCAAAUCCUGCUGAAUAUUCUCGAGGAUGUACCCAGAACCGACUGCGCCACAAGAGGGCUCAAGAAGGGCGAAUUUGGGGCUCACCAAUGGUGGAAUGGACCUUCGUUCUUGAAAGAGCAAGAGUGCAACUGGACGAAAAAAGAAGAGAAGUUCCAACUAGAAUCGCGUGAUCUGAAAGGAGGCCCGAAAUACCUUUCUCGAAUGACUAUUGAGCCGAACCCCACAACAGAAAGAAUAGAGAAUGAUAUGACCGCAACUCUCAAUGAAAUACACAAUCAAGCAACUGUCGCCACAACAGUGCGAAGCGAGUUGUUCCAUAUUCUGUGUAGUGCAAGUCUUCGCGAGAUGGGAUCAGCAAAAAGAGUUCAACUCUUGAACCACUUUCUGCUCACUGUCAGUCUUACAAAGGAACGACUUCUCCGCUUCGGAACACGCUGUUUUGAUGGAUCGAGUCUACGAAAGUCGCACUCAAGGAGACGAAGAACUGGCGAAUCAAAGGGAGGAGUGGUUGCAGAUGAUUCCCAAGUGCAGAUCAAAGAGGUUAUGGCCAACAUUGAAAAAGAUGUCCGCCGCUUGGAAACUACUAUGAAGGAAAUAAAGGAGUAUAUGGCAGCUGCAGAUCGUGAACUCAAGUCUAACCGUCAGCAACUGGAAGCGGCAGAUAUACUCACUAAGAGCAUACAAGCCUUGGAGGAUAAAGUAAGGAUGAUACCGAACCAGUCAAGUGAUGAUAAGAUAAAGAUACUUCACGAAAGGCUUACUGCCUUGGAAAUGACCUAAAAAUCUACAGAGCCUCGAAAAGGCGAAUCGCUGACAGUUUAAGUUGAUGUUAGUAAGGGAAGCACUGUCGUCGCACAGGAGAACGUGCAAGUUGCGGAAAGGAAAGAAGAUCCGAAAAAGCCACUUCCGGCGCAGACCAAAGAAAGGGCUGAAAGAAAACUAUUCGAAGAAACAGACUAGCAAUAUUUCGGACGCUUGGUUCUGGAAACAAGUGAAACGAAGCACAAAGCAAAGGAUCGUAUGUUGUUAUCGAGCGUAGAAAAGGCAGUCGAGAGACAAGAGCCAUCGGAGGACCGUCAGAAUCAGCUACAGAGGAAAAGAACUUCCAGCGACAGAGAACCAAUCGCCAUGGUCUGCUCGACUAAGCCUUCAGUGAGUCACAAAAAAAGGCAGAAUUAGUGUAACAAUUCAUCCAAGUGUAGCAAGUCAGUCCAAAGAAUUGCGCAGAGAAAUCGAUGCGAUGGAAUCUGCCCUUUCCAAGUACCCGUACAGGAAAAUAAUCCAGUGGUCUACGGGAAUUCAGUCAAGUAUCGAAUGCAUCUUCUGUGGGUCCAUGGGAACCCAUUAUUCGGACUCGUGUCCUAUAGUCGUUGA
This is a messenger RNA of Haemonchus placei, 2286 nucleotides long. NCBI's taxonomy places the organism in Eukaryota, Metazoa, Nematoda, Chromadorea, Rhabditida, Trichostrongylidae. The record is from the annotation of a GenBank genome assembly.